AUGAGUAGGGAUGCAAGGGCACCAAGAAUCAAGAACCGUGCUCCGGCACCAGUUCAAAUCUCUGCUGAACAAAUUUUAAGAGAAGCAAAAGAACGUCAAGAUGUUGCACCUGUUGCACAAGUACGACAAAAAGUUGAAGAUUUAGAAGAAUUGGAUGAGUAUAGAUCCAGAAAACGAACAGAAUUCGAAACAAAGAUAAGAAGGGUUAGACAAAAUAUCAAAGAAUGGAUCGCAUAUGCGGUUUGGGAAGCAUCACAAGGUGAAUUGCCAAGAGCGAGAUCGGUGUUUGAAAGAGCAUUGGAUAUAGAUGCUCAUCAUUUAGGAUUAUGGACGAGAUACAUAGAGACUGAACUCAAAGCCAGAAAUGUACAGCAUGCCAGAAAUUUACUCGAUCGAGCUGUCUCUAUUCUUCCCCGUCAAGAUACACUCUGGUUCAAAUAUGUUCAUCUGGAAGAAUUACUGGGAAACAUCAAUGGUGCUAGACAGGUGUUCGAAAGAUGGAUGAGCUGGGAGCCGGAAGAGAAAGCAUGGGAUGCAUACAUCGGUCUCGAAGUACGAUACAAAGAAUUGGAAAAAGCCAGCGAGCUUUGGAAAAGGAAGAUCAAUGUCCAUUCGGAACCGAAGCAGUUCAUUCGAUGGGCAAAGUUUGAAGAAGAUCGAGGUGCGAUUGAUGAAGCAAGGAUGGUAUUUGCUCAAGCGAUGGAAUUCUUUGGCGAAGAGCAAGAAAGGAUGGAAUUUGCACAAACGAUCUACACUGCUUUUGCGAAAAUGGAAACUCGAUUGCGUGAAUUUGACCGGGCGAGAGUGAUCUACAAAUAUGCUUUAGACAGACUACCCAAGACAAGAUCAUCAGGUGUGUUUGCCAGCUACACCCGAUUCGAAAAACAACAUGGUACACGUGCCGGAAUCGAGGACACCGUUCUGGGAAAGCGGAGGAUACAGUAUGAAGAAGAAUUGAACAGUAACGCAGAUGCUAAGUUCAAUUAUGACACCUGGUUCGAUUAUACCCGCCUCGAAGAAGAUGCUUAUCGAACGUUGGCAUCCGUCAGUACCUCUAUAGAUGCGGAUGAUCUUGUAGCAGCCCGUAAACGUGUCCGGUCGGUGUAUGAAAUGGCAGUUGCUAAUGUGCCUCCUAGCCAAGAAAAGCGUCACUGGAGGAGAUAUGUAUUCUUAUGGUUGAAUUUUGCAUUGUUUGAAGAGCUUGACGUUGGAGAUUAUGAACGAACAAGGGAGGUAUACAAAGCCGCAAUUGCAAUCAUACCACACAAACAAUUCACGUUUGCCAAACUAUGGCUCAAUUAUGCAAAUUUCGAGAUCAGAAGGUUACAGUUGCAACAAGCACGGAAAAUUUUAGGUGCUGCGAUCGGAAUGUGUGCAAAAGAACGCAUCUUUACCGGAUACGUUGAUCUGGAAUUGAGUUUGAAAGAGUUUGAUCGAGCACGCAAGUUAUACGAACGUGCACUUGAAUGGAACCCAAGCAAUUCCAAAAUGUGGAUCCGAUUCGCAGAGUUGGAGAGGAAUCUGUUCGAUAAUGAUCGUGCUCGAGCGAUCUUUGAGCUUGCCAUCCGUCAAAGCAACGAUGAAAUGGGUGGCUUGGAUAUGCCGGAGAUUGUUUGGAAAGCGUUUAUCGAUUUUGAGUUUGACAUGCGCGAAUGGGCUCACGUACAAGAACUUUAUGAACGUUUAACACAAAAGACUGGUCAUGUGAAAGUAUGGAUCAGCUAUGCGCAAAGUUGGAUGGCAGCUGCGAUUGCAGAAGAGGAGGAUGAAGAUGAAGUGGACGAAGAUGAAGACGAGGAUGAGGAAGAGCCGACUGAGAAGGAACCCAGGGUAUUAUCUGCAGACGAAUUGCAAGCAAGGCAAGAUCGCCGAGCGCGUGCAGUGGUGAAGACGAGAGAGACGUUUGAGCGUGCUUAUGAUGAUUUGAAGUUAAGAAAAUUAAAAGAAGAUCGAGUGGUGCUACUCGAAGCCUGGAAAACGUUUGAACAAGAGCAUGGAACAGACGAACCUGACCGAUUGCGACAAGUGGAAGCACGGAUGCCAAGAGUUGUCAAGAAACGCCGAGAAGCGCAAGAUGGCGAAGGCAUGGAGGAAUACUACGAUAUGCUGUUCCCUGAUGAUGAAGAGGCACAGGCAAAACCAUCCUUUGCUCUGUUACAGGCAGCCCAUGCAUGGCGAGCAAAGAUGCAGCAGCAGCAAGAAGCAGCAAAUGAGCAAUCAGCAGAGCCGGAGCAACCUGCAAACGAUGAUGAGUCUGAUCAUGCCUCCGUUGAACCGAACGAUGAGCAAAUGCAGAUCAGUGAUGAGGAAGACUGA
Meira miltonrushii is the source of this 2316-nucleotide messenger RNA. RefSeq lists its product as uncharacterized. Gene Ontology annotation, cellular component: precatalytic spliceosome; U2-type catalytic step 2 spliceosome; post-mRNA release spliceosomal complex. Gene Ontology annotation, molecular function: protein binding. Gene Ontology annotation, biological process: mRNA splicing, via spliceosome; spliceosomal complex assembly. The coding region runs from base 1 to 2316 and encodes 771 amino acids. NCBI's taxonomy places the organism in Eukaryota, Fungi, Basidiomycota, Exobasidiomycetes, Exobasidiales, Brachybasidiaceae. The record is from RefSeq and is a predicted model, not a curated record. The transcript has a single exon.